GUUUGGGCUAAAAGCCAUUACAGAAAGAGAGCAUCAUUUCCUCAGGGAGUACUGUAUGACAAUGAAGCCACUAACAGUAGCCCUAGACAUUCUUCAGGGAGAGGACAACUGUUUCCAUGGUACUCUCUUACCCACGCUGGAGACAUUGGUGUUCAAGACCCUGGAGCUGAAGAGUGGCCUGCAAAUUCUGGUUGACCUUCCAGAGGCAAUUGUUGUGGCAAUUAAAACAAGAUUUGCAGAGGUGCUGGAAAGCGAGAAUGCUAUCUUGGCUGCGGUGAGUCUGCCUAGGUUUAAAUUACGCUGGCUGCGGACACAGGACAAGAAGGAUAAGGCCAAGGCAAGACUUCUGGCAGAAUGCCGCAAAGGUGCUCAAGAUGAAGACCAACAAACGGGUACCACCAGCACAUCAACACACACCAGCUCAACUACAGAGGAUGACUUCUUUGCCUUUGAUGACGAGGAUGACACUUCUGCUACUGCUGAAAGUCAAGUCGCGGAUUACUUUAAAUCAGGAACACAAGGGAUGGACGCUCUUCAUACGUUUCCACUGAUAAAGAAAAUUUCACUCAAAUACAAUGCAGCCACUCCAUCCAGUGCUCCUGUAGAGAGACUGUUUAGCCUAGGGAAGCUCAUCUUUACUCCAAAGAGGAACAGACUCUCUGACCUUAAGUUUGAAAAGCUUCUACUUUUAAGAUACAAUCAGUGGUUUAAUGGCUGAGAUGGUGAGAUGACUGGGUAGGCUGGGUGGAUGAAUGAAUGCAUGGAUGAGUGUUUGGAAGCAGGAUGGAUAGAUGAAUGAACGAUUGCUAAGGAAUUAAAGUUGCAUUUGUUAAAAAAAUUUCCGUACUAUUGCAGUACAGUACUAUUGCCAUUACUUUCAGUACUAUUGCUAGACAGUAGUAUUUUCAGUUGGCUACUGUUUUAAAAGCAGUUCUGUUAAACUGUUUACUUUUUUUUAAGAACAUACUUGGAGCACUGUAUGUCCACCAGUUGUCAUUUAUUUAUUUUAUUUUGCUAGUUUUAUUUUGAUGUUUACUUUUGUGAAAAAGAAAAUAAUUUAAGUAUAGCAUGUCAGUUUUCUGAAGUUAAAAGAAAUUAAUAUUUAAACUGUUUACUUUUCUGAUGAAGAAAAUUCUUGAAGUACAGUUGUACCAGUUGUGGUCUUUUGAGGUGCAAUAAAUAUUAAAACCUCUGUUCAGGUACCAGUCUUUGCUGUUCUACUCUAUGCACCUGGCCUGUGAAACCUGUUCUGAAAAAAAUCAAACUUCUUUGACAUUUUUAAACUUUAAAAAAGUAAUGAAAUAGUUACU
Melanotaenia boesemani (Boeseman's rainbowfish) is the source of this 1310-nucleotide messenger RNA. RefSeq lists its product as uncharacterized. The record is from RefSeq and is a predicted model, not a curated record. Bases 56 to 718 code for a protein of 220 amino acids. The transcript has 2 exons. Lineage: Eukaryota; Metazoa; Chordata; Actinopteri; Atheriniformes; Melanotaeniidae.